AUGUCAAGUUAUUCAAUUCAUGGUAUAAGUAAUCUGUUAAUGAAAAAUGAAAACUUAAAAAUCAACCAUAAAUCACAUACAGAAUCCAAAAUUAAGAAAGAAAUACUAGAUGAAAAACCUUUUUCAUGUGAUGUUUGUUAUAAGACAUUUAACCAAUUACACCAUUUAGUUUCCCAUAAACGGACUCAUACUGGUGAAAAAAGUUUUUUGUGUGAUUUUUGUGGCAAAGCAUUUAGAUACAAAAAUAAUUUAGUUGAUCAUAAACGAAUUCAUACAGGAGAAAAACCGUAUGCUUGUGAUGCAUGUGAUAAAACAUUUACCACUCAUAACGAUUUAGUAAAACAUAAACGAAAACAUACUGGCGAGAAACCUUACACAUGUGAUGUUUGUGGAAAAUCAUUUACUCAAAAAGGUAAUCUUGCCAAACAUCAACGGAUCCUUCAUAAGGGAGAAAAACUUGGGAAAGAUUUUCAUUGUGAUGCGUGUGAUAAAUCAUAUACUCAGAAAUGUAAUUUAAUUAAACAUCAACGAAUUGUUCAUACUGGAGAAAGACCUUUUGCAUGUAAUACAUGCGAUAAAUCAUUUGUGACUCGACCUCUUUUAGUAAAACAUAAACGGAACGCUCAUGGAGAAGAACCUGUUCCAAAUGAAGAUCGUGAUAGAAUAUUUACUAAUCACAUGAAUUUACUUGGAAAUAAACGUAUUCAAACUGGAUUGGAUUUACGUUUUCCUUAUGAUAUUUGUGAUAAAACAUUUACCAACAACUAUAAUUUAUUAACAAAUCAAGGACAGCAAACUGGAGUGGAUUUACGAUUUCCAUAUGAUGUGUAUGAUAAGACAUUUAACCAGAAGUUAAUUGAAAGCAGGCAAAUUAAUACUGAAGUGAAUCCAUUUUCAUAUGCUAGUGGUGUUAGCAAUACUGCAGAAAAGACUGAACCUAUACAAGCAGUCCCAGCUGCAACAAACCCAUCUAGCUCAUUUAUUCCACAUCCAGACAAUUUACGCCCUUCAAUUGACACCACUGUCCAUUCUGUUGAAAGUAUAAAAAGUGAGCAACAAAUAGAUGCAGAAUCUACAAUCAAAGAUGAAAAUAUUGAAAAUGAGCAACAAUUUAAUUCUGAUAUCAAAAUUAAAGAGGAAGUUUUCAAAGAAACUGUUGUACCUGAAACAAAGCGAACUCGUACCAAGAAAAAAACAUUUUCAUAUGUUUGCGAUAGUAGUGAGAGUAGCGGAGAGGAUUUCGAUGCAGAUCCAUCGUUCAUUCCAUCCCCUGCAAAUUCUCAUGCCUCUGAUCAUUCUUUCGAAGAUAUAAAACCUGAACAAAAAUUAGAAAUAGAUUUAAUAAUUAAAGAUGAAAAUAUUAAAAUUGAAGAACAAGAAGAGAUAAAAGAAGAAAUAAAAGAAAGCGAACAAAAAGACGUUGAGGAAAAACCUUUUACAUGUGAUGUGUGUGAGAAAACAUUUGCUAAAAAAAGAAAUUUACGUAGGCAUAAAAGACAUAUUCAUAUUAAAGAAAAAAGUUUUGCUUGUGAAAUGUGCGAUAAAGUAUUUAGAUUCCGUAGAAAUUUAAUUGAACAUGAAAGAAUUCAUACUGGACACAAACCUUUCGCUUGUGAUAUUUGCGAUAAAGCAUUUACAAUCAAUCGGAGUUUAGUCGAGCACAAAAGAAUGCAUGCUGGAGACAGGCCAUUCGCUUGUGAUCUUUGUGAUAAAUCAUUUACCAGUAAUAGAAGUUUAACUGCACAUAAAGGUAUUCAUACUGGCAAAAAACCUCACUUAUGUGAAGAAUGUGGACGAGGAUUUUCAAAAAUGCUCGAUCUUCAACGCCAUAAGCGAAUACAUACCGGGGAAAAACCGUAUACAUGUGAUUUUUGUGGUAAAACGUUUAGAAAUCGUUGCAAUUUAGUUGAUCAUAGACGGAUUCAUUCUGGUGAGAAACCAUUUACAUGUGAAAUUUGUGCAAAAUCAUUUAACAAGAAACUGAACUUGAAUAGACAUAAAAUCACGCAUACUAAAGAGAGACCUUAUUCAUGUACUGUUUGUGGUAAAACAUUUGGUUAUAAAUCGAGUUUAGUGGAACAUGAACGAAUUAUACAUAAUGGUGAAAAAGAAUUUUCAUGUGAUAUUUGUAAUAAAAGAUUCGUCCAAUGA
Messenger RNA from Chrysoperla carnea, 2151 nucleotides. Its product is annotated as zinc finger protein 85-like. The transcript has 2 exons. The record is from RefSeq and is a predicted model, not a curated record. Lineage: Eukaryota; Metazoa; Arthropoda; Insecta; Neuroptera; Chrysopidae. Bases 1 to 2151 code for a protein of 716 amino acids.